AUGUCUUUAUCUGAAGCACAAAGACUGAAAUGCCUCGAGAUUCUCGACAAUUUAAGAAAGCAUCCCAUAUCAGAGAUGUUUGCUAAGCCAGUUGAUGCUGAAGCUGAUGGCGUUCCUGAUUAUUAUGAUGUUAUCAAAAAUCCUAGUGAUUUCAGCACAGUAAGGAACAAAUUAACUACAUUUCAGUAUAAGACAUUUGAUGAAUUUAAACGAGAUGUCAAUCUAAUUUGGGAAAAUGCUAUCCAAUAUAAUACAAAGCAAUCUUUCAUAGCAUUAAUUGCAGAAGAACUUAGCAGACAGUUCCAAAAGCAACUCUGGCAAUUCGAAAGUCCACCAACAGAACAAUGGAUUAAUGAUUUUUUACGUGCAAGAGUUACAAUUACAAAACUCUUCAGAAAUCCACCAACAGGAGUGGCUAAUUUAGCAUUUACAGCAAAUUAG
Molecule: messenger RNA, 441 nt
Organism: Trichomonas vaginalis G3
Lineage: Eukaryota; Parabasalia; Trichomonadida; Trichomonadidae
Product: chromatin organization
Exons: 1
Coding region: 1-441 (146 amino acids)
Molecular function (GO): protein binding
Source: RefSeq, a predicted model, not a curated record